Mycena citricolor is the source of this 522-nucleotide messenger RNA. The record is from the annotation of a GenBank genome assembly. NCBI's taxonomy places the organism in Eukaryota, Fungi, Basidiomycota, Agaricomycetes, Agaricales, Mycenaceae.
CGAAGGUAAAAGCCAGAGAUCUCGAUUUAGUAAGCAUAGCACAGCAAUCAGGAUUCGAAUAUUCAACGUUCUGCAAGUACCACUGCAGUCAGUCUUUCUGCCACAAGUGAAGCACCCGUCCAUAAAUCAUUCAGGUAUAACAUGUAAACACACAAGCAAGGAAUUAGAAUGACAAGCUGGAGUUAAGAUAUAGUAUAGGAUCGUGCACAAGUCGUCAACACUCUCCUCAGCAGUUGCAGCCGUAGCUUUGCGAACUCUCUGAGUCAAGUUGGAUUGGAUCGGGGUAGUCGACAUACCUCGAUUCUUCCUGUUCCUGUUGCAGUGCGUUCUUGGCCACGGUUUGGAAUGCUUGCUCCACGUUGAUCGCCUCCUUCGCGGAUGUCUCGAAGUAAGGAAUGUUGCCCUUGGACUGACACCACGUCAUAGCACGCUUCUGGGUGACCUGAAACGACGCAAAGCGAAUUGGAACUGGGAGUUCGGGACAGCAAAAUACCAUCCCACCUGUCGCUUAUUCUCCUCCAC